GUCUGAAUCACUGCCCCUCUUUUCCCCUACCCAAAACUUCAAUGUUAUGUCCCCUCCAUUUUCUCUCUCUCUCUCCAUAGGGUUUAUUUUGAAAAGUACGUAAUGUGUUACAUGUAUCCUAUAUAUAGAGCCCUUCAACAUAUGCAUUGAAAUAGUGAAACUUACAUUUAUAUUUCAUUAUUGGUUAUAUAUAGUAUUAAAAGUGUUGAUGGAACUCCUCGGACUUGCUCUCCCCAACCACAACCCUAUAAUCAUUCAAGACGUUGACUCGAACGUAUUAGAGACGGAAAAUCGCAGCCAAAAACGGGUGUUUCUCGAAGAUGGCGUCGGACUCGAGAGCACGACUUUGUCGUUGCUCGGCUGGCCGGAGGCGGAGGAUGGCCGCCCUCCGAAAUGGAGGAAACACCGCGUACUCGACGAUACCGACGACGAUUGUCAAGAAAUUGAGGGGUGGUCGCCGACCGACUCGUCGCUGUCCCACCGCCGCCGACGUGGGGCGACGGUGAAAAAGUCAAUGCAUGUGAAGGUUAAGAUGGAAGGCGUGGCCAUAGGGAGGAAAGUCGAUCUUAGGGAUUUCGAUUCCUAUCAUGCUUUAACAAACACAUUGAUCGAUAUGUUUGCUAAAUAUAGUAAAAUUGAGAGAAAUGAAGAAGAUUACAUUUUAUUGUACUUAGACAAAGAUGGAGAUUGGAUGCUAGUUGGAGAUGUGGAAUGGGAGGAGUUUGUUGAAUCUGUUCAGCGGGUCGAGAUACUGAAGAACAACAAUAAAAUGGGCUUUCGAUUAUUGUCACGUUAAACUCUAUAAAAUAGUUUAUAUAUCUCUUCGAAAACAUUCAAUCAAUGAAGAUCUACUCUGUUAGCAAAUAGUUUUAAAGUUCAAUCUUGAUCGUGCACUCUUUUCCCAAGUCAAAAAUAAAAUAGCUUAUAUUAGUGAAGUAUUAGUCGAAGAAAAUCGUAUUGAAGAAUUCCAUGGUGUGCAGAAGUGAGAUUUCUAUUAGUGGUGUUCUUGUAAAUUGUAAUUACUAUACAUUGCACCAAUCAAACCAUGAGGGUGUUCAUGCAA
Molecule: messenger RNA, 1063 nt
Organism: Salvia miltiorrhiza (redroot sage)
Lineage: Eukaryota; Viridiplantae; Streptophyta; Magnoliopsida; Lamiales; Lamiaceae
Product: auxin-responsive protein IAA29-like
Exons: 4
Coding region: 209-796 (195 amino acids)
Biological process (GO): regulation of DNA-templated transcription
Cellular component (GO): nucleus
Molecular function (GO): protein binding
Source: RefSeq, a predicted model, not a curated record